Molecule: messenger RNA, 1164 nt
Organism: Leptomonas pyrrhocoris
Lineage: Eukaryota; Euglenozoa; Kinetoplastea; Trypanosomatida; Trypanosomatidae
Exons: 1
Coding region: 124-1164 (346 amino acids)
Source: RefSeq, a predicted model, not a curated record
AGCUCUGUUAGGGCUCAUAAAAAAACGCACAAAGGAUUGAUGUUGCCGGUGAUUGUACCCAAAUUACACUUUUCCUUUCCUUUCCACUCGCGGUAUGUGCACGUGUAGGUUAGUAUAGCUAAAAUGGCGGAAAGCGACACAAUUCAUAUUCCAAAGACACGAAAUGGCGGUUCCUUUAGUAACUCCAAGGAUGUAAAGCUGCACGCUAACGAUUUUGGCUGGGAUACAAAAAUGGCGGAGCUGAGCGAGAGUGAAAAAAAACUGGUAGAAGAAUAUUUGUCAAAAUGCAUUUCCGAUCUUUCUCAAGUAAACUCGUCGCUUUCCUCUGAAGAAGUUCCUGCCAAGCCGUGGGAGUCGCACUUCUUGUCGUCUAAGCACCAUUUCCCACUCAAGAACUACGUAACCCAUGCAUUUCCGUUGCUGCGCAACUUUGUGAAGGAAGCCGAUGUAGAAGCAUGGAUUUUGGAGUGCGGAUGUGGCACUGGAAGCACCCUUCUUCCCAUUAUGCGGGAAUGCACAAACCGGAAUGUUCACUUUGUGGGUUUUGACAUCUCUGUGUCUGCUUUGACACAUUUUUCAGAUCACGAGAUUGCUAAAGGUUAUAUUGAACGCCAGAAACUGACACUAUUCCCGUUAGCAAUCGGAUCGCAGUCUAUCAACGCUGAAACUGAACUGCCUGACUCCGCUGCCAAACGUCAGCGCCUCGAUAACAAUGAAGAACUCGUUGCAGACACGUUGGCAAAAGUCAACAAAUCCCGUAAGAACCAGAAAUUUGACGUAGUCUUUCUUAUUUUUGUUCUUUCUGCGCUACCCAGUGUGAAUAAAAUGGUUCUUGCGUUAAAGCAAUUAAAGCAGGUGAUGAAGCCAGGCGGGAUUCUAUUUUUCCGGGACUACGCCCUUCCGGAUCAUAACUUUUUCCGUUUUCUUGCGAAAAUGGACAACAAAGUGGGCGAUGUCGCGUUUGCUAAAGGAGACAAUACAACGCAGGCUUUUUUCCAUAGAGAGUUUACAACGCAGCUUUUUGCGGCUGCUGGUUUUACAGAAGUUGACGAUGCAGAUUCGAAACUCACGUAUCACUGCAACCGAAUUGAGAACCGGAAAAAUGGUAAAAGGAUGGACAAAAUUUUCAUUAACGGGACGUUUAAAUUAGUUGAAUCGAAAUAA